GCCGGUGUAAGCCGAAAUCUGAGCCAAUCAGUUAGGAAGCGCUCCUGCGAGUGACGUCAAUCGCCACUGCUGUUUCAUUCUUUGUAAAAUGUCUGAUGGAAAGUUAUACGACAUAUUGGGAGUUUCUAGAAAUGCCAGUGAACAUGAAAUUAAAAAGGCCUACAGAAAACUGGCUAAAGAGUACCACCCAGACAAGAAUCCUCAGGAGGGAGAAAAGUUCAAGGAAAUUUCUUAUGCAUAUGAAGUUUUGACAGAUCCACGAAAGCGAGAGAUCUACAACACCUACGGUGUAAAUGGACUCAAAGAGGGUGGUCAUGACGCUGGUUUUCCAGCUGAUGACAUCUUCUCGCACAUUUUUGGUGGCAGCCCUUUUGGUGGCAUGUUUGGAGGAAUGGAUGGUUCCUCUCGGAGACGGAGACAUAGGGGUGAAGACACUGUGCAUCCUCUACGAGUUACAUUAGAAGACAUCUACAAUGGAAAGACUAUCAAACUUCAGGUGGAUCAUACUGUCAUCUGUAAAGGCUGUGAUGGGAUGGGAGGCAGGGCAGGAGCAAACUUCAAAUGUUCAAGUUGCCGAGGCAGGGGUAUCAAGAUCACUUUUAAGCAGCUGGGUCCCAACAUGAUGCAACAAAUGCAAUCUGCCUGCUCUGAAUGCCGAGGAGAAGGAGAGAUAAUAAAUGAGAAAGAUGCAUGCAAGACCUGUAAGGGGCGCAAGGUUGUAAAAGAGACGAAGGUCCUUGAAGUACACGUCGACAAAGGCAUGCGGGACAGUGAACGCAUAGUGUUCAAGGGAGAGGGUGAUCAACAGGCAAGAACUGAGCCAGGGGAUGUCGUUAUCAUCCUUCAAACAAAGUCCCAUGAUCUGUUCCACCGCGAAGGGAAUGACCUGUACAUGACCCACACACUAACGUUGACGGAAGCACUCUGUGGCUUUGAGCUGAUCCUGAAGCACCUUGAUGGUCGUGACAUUGUCAUCAGGCAUCCCCCUGGAUCUGUCAUUGAGCCUCGUACCUUGAAGGGCAUAAGAGGGGAAGGCAUGCCCAUCUACAGGGACCCCUUUGAGAAAGGCAACCUCUAUAUCAAGUUUGACGUUACUUUCCCAGAGAACCACUUUGCUGAUGAGACUGUUCUUAAGGAAAUUGAAUCCCUCAUUGGUGACAGACCAGAUGCUGUCAAAAUUCCAACUGGUGAAAAUGUUGAAGAGGUGGACCUCCAUGACUAUGACCCUAACAUGCAAGAAAAUCAUCAGGCCCGGUCAGAAGCGUACGAAGAUGAUGACGACCACCAGCGUGGCCCUGGUGUGCAGUGUUCGCACCAGUAACACCCUCUGGUUCAAGUAGAUGAGCUGUAACCCUGAAAUGCUUAUAUACACAUACUUGCAGGUUGGGAAGUUGCAGAGUCCUGUGACAUUUGGUUCUACUAAUUGGUUUUAGAAUGUCAUGUAAGCAAGAGCUGUCGGUUACAAUACAUUGGCUGUGUUAUACAAUUACUUCUACAUUAUAUAACAUUGUGAUGCAGCUAUCACCAGCUCUUACACAGGGCACACUUUACUUAAGGGAACAGAGAUGGCAUACUUGAAGUGGGUAAAAGAAUUGAGGAAGUUCCGUGUCAACAAUGACUUUUAAUUUUGUGUGUUCACUGUGUUGUCUGUAAAACAGGUUGCCUUGCCCUCCCCAUCUAAUAAAAAUGUAAAAUUUGAUUGUUGCAUGCAUGCUUUGUAUGCUGUGCAGCCAACUAGCCUGCAAAUUGGUAUUGGCUAUACAUGCUAGCUAUUAAAACCACCAGGUACUUUCCUGUUCCUCUUUUGCGUUCUCCCAUUUCUUGUUACCUGUGAACAAAUGUGAAGGUAUCACAAAUGUGCUACAUUUACAUAUAGACCAAAGGUACUGCUCUCAGAUUGUUUUUCUCUGCAAUUAUUUGGGGGGUGGCACCAAAAUGGCAGCAGAUCUUUCAGUCAAUUGGAUUCGUACAGUGUGUGCAUCUUUGUAUUUGGAAAUCUGUACUAACUAAUAAAACUGCAUUGGGCAUUGCUCCUUACCUGCA
Ornithodoros turicata is the source of this 2043-nucleotide messenger RNA. Its product is annotated as dnaJ homolog subfamily A member 2-like. The transcript is spliced from 10 exons. Gene Ontology annotation, biological process: response to heat; protein refolding. Bases 89 to 1321 code for a protein of 410 amino acids. Lineage: Eukaryota; Metazoa; Arthropoda; Arachnida; Ixodida; Argasidae. The record is from RefSeq and is a predicted model, not a curated record. Gene Ontology annotation, molecular function: ATP binding; Hsp70 protein binding. Gene Ontology annotation, cellular component: cytoplasm; cytosol.